ACUGCCAAGCAGAAGUGCAGAUCACACCUGACGACACGUGACACCACAGGUAAAGUUGCGGCUCCGCCCCCUUUUGCCUCGACUUGUGUCGUCUGCUUGACUAAGUUGGGGGACAAUAAAGGUGAGUUCGAUCAUCCGGAAUCGACACCUGAACGAGUUAUUUGAGGGGAACAGCUCAGUCUGCGGGACUGUUUCCGUCCACGGAGGAUGAAUGGGCACGUGGGCGCGCGGGAUCUUGUGACCCAGGAUGACACCAGCCUGGCUCUGUCCUCCGCCGGGCAGACCACCGACUCCACGGAGAGGGCCUCCGUUACCCAGCGGACCAUCCGAGUCAAGGAGCAGGUCAAGAUGUCUAUGGCGAGGAAGUCGACGAAGAAGAAUGGAGUCAUGGGUGUCACCAAUGCAUAUUCAUCAAAGCUCAAUGGAUCUAGCCUCCAAGACAACUCUGCAACCGGCAACCUUGGGAGGGGACCAACCAAGAGGUUGGAGAUGUCCCCCCCACCGAGCCCAGAGAUAUCCUCUCCCAGUCGCUUUAAUCACAGCGUGUACCAGAGUAGGGUUCAAACUUCUGGACUUGGCCAAUCACAAGUGACAGGAAAUGGGAAGAGUUUCCACAGGUCAACAUCUGACCCUUACAAUCUCAAAACCCCACCCAAACUCUCAUCUGCUCCCAUUGGAAGGUCCAUCAGACAGACAGGAGGAGCACAGUCGAGGCUUUCCAGUCGUGUAUCUCAGCAGACUGUUAGAACAAAGAGUGUCAGACAAACUGUUGUCAAACCGGACCAGUACAGUGAAAAUCGGCCAAAUAAUCUUAGGAAAGACUACCAGAAGCCCAUGUUUCUGAAAUCCUACCCGCCUUCUGUAGCCAGCUCGGGGAAGCUGGUGGAGGCGGAGUCCCGCGUCCAGACAACUCAAGUACAGACGAACGGGUUCAAGAAGAUUCCAGAAAUGACUUUGGCCCAGGCCUUCUCUUAUUUGAUCCGGAACUAUGAUGAUAAGCAAGCCGAGGCGACCAGAUGCAUCGAAAAGGAGUUUCUCCAGGGAUCCGGUUGGAAAAAGAUGGUGUUCCAGUCAGAGUGGAUCGAGCAGCUCCUGCAGCUCCUCAGCCACGACAACGAGGAGGUGCAGUGUGUCUCCGCAGGGGCCCUGAGGGUUGUUGUUUACCAGGACGAUGAAAAAAAGACGGAAGUGGAACAAAAGAACGGUUUAAACAUCAUUACUAGUGCACUGAAACGCAGCAGAGACAAGGAAACCAGACGGCAUCUUACCGGACUUUUGUGGAACCUUUCUGCUCUUGACAAAAUCAAGGAGAAAUUCUCCGAAAUGCACAUUAAAGUCUUGACCAGUGUAGUUCGGGUGUCGAGUUCUGGAGUAGCUGAGAACCCCAAGGACCUCCUUGUCGCUGAUGAUGAGGCUUUCUACAACGCUACAGGCUGCCUACGAAAUCUGAGCUCUGCUGGCCCGAAAAUCAGGAAUACCAUGAGGAACUGCGAAAAACUAAUCGAUUCUAUUGUUUACUACGUCCGAGCAACUGUACCCGAUUGUCGGGGCGACGACAAGUUAACAGAGAACUGCAUCUGCAUCCUGCAAAAUCUAUCAUACAUGGUUGAUCGAAGCCCAGAGCUUUCAUCAGAGCUUUCAUCGGAGCUUUCAGAGUCUUCAUCAGAGCUUCCAUCAGAAGUUAAGAGGAAGGCCAAAGAGCCGGAAAAAACCUCCGUUGGCUGUUUUCCAUCUCGCAGUGCCAAGGAACCACAGGAGAAACCCCUAUCUACUCCCCCAGCGUUGUCAGAGAAGGCCAAUCCUGUUGGCGUAGAGUGGCUGUGGAGUCCCAUCCUGAUCCGAACGUACCUGUCGUUGAUGGCCUGCAAAGAAGGCCGCACAUGGGAAGGAGCUGUGGGGGCGCUGCAGAACAUCACAGCAGGAAACAAGCAGAGAUCAGAAGCGAUCGCUUGCUUCAUCGCCCAGAAAGAAAACGGACUUCAACAAAUUAAAAAGAUUUUAGAGAACUCCGAGUCAUUAGUGUCUGCUAAGACAGUCAUCCAGCUGAUAAGAAACCUGUCUCGCCACAAGACGGUGCAACCUGAAAUUGUGGCACAUGUGUUGAAAAAUGUGGUGGAAUUGCUGCCUAAUAAUGACAAAGGUGAUGAGGAGACCAGUCAGGUGGCGGCUCAUCUCUGUCAAAUCCUGAUUAACCUGACCACAGGGGACAUCAAACACGCCAAAGCCAUCAUAUCGCUUAAAGCCCUGACCAAGAUCAACAAUAUCAGCAGAAUAGACACUGGUCGGGGUCCGAGCUCAGCGGGUCGUGCGGCUUGUAUUCUGUUGCAGCUCAUGUGGAAGCGCUCUGAACUCCACUCAUACAUCAAAGAAGUGAGUGGCUUGAGAAGAAAACAUUUUAUCAACGAAAGGACAAACUCAGUCUUUAAAUCAGAAACACAAAAACAAAAACUUUCCAAUUUGUGAUUGUAUUUUUUUGUCAUUGUGUAUUUUUGCUGUACAUCAAGUCACUUAUUUACUUCAUAUAGAUUCAAUAAAGAGAAAGACAGGACAUAUAAAUUACAUAUUAUCAUAAAACUUUCUGAUUUUGCAUUUUAAUAUUUUCUUUUUUUCUUAUUUAGUGUUAAAAAAAAGUGCAUUUUAGUUUGUUUACUUGAGGAAACACCACAUAUUUUUACUUUACUGUUGUAAUCCAUCACGGGUGAAGAAGUUCACUUUUAUUAGUGAAAGAAAACCCUCAAGACUUCAGUAAAACUGGCAAAGUAUUUGCAGUUUAUGUAGCUUUUUACUUUUUAUUUGUGUAGCAUGACCGCUCAAAUACAAAUACUGUAUUAUUGUAGUGAACAUUAUUUGAAGAAGCCAAACUUACUCUGGCUAUUGUAAGUAAAUCCACUUUUCUUUAUAUUCUUUAUAUUUUUGUAUUUCAGACUCUUCAUUUUUUUAUUUAUACAAAGCCUUGCUUUUCAAAAAUCAUAAAGAAA
Molecule: messenger RNA, 2978 nt
Organism: Oryzias melastigma (Indian medaka)
Lineage: Eukaryota; Metazoa; Chordata; Actinopteri; Beloniformes; Adrianichthyidae
Product: plakophilin-2
Exons: 13
Coding region: 208-2463 (751 amino acids)
Biological process (GO): heart development; desmosome organization; intermediate filament bundle assembly
Cellular component (GO): adherens junction; intermediate filament; plasma membrane
Molecular function (GO): alpha-catenin binding; intermediate filament binding; molecular adaptor activity
Source: RefSeq, a predicted model, not a curated record